This is a messenger RNA of Anoplophora glabripennis (Asian longhorned beetle), 483 nucleotides long. RefSeq lists its product as uncharacterized. Bases 159 to 464 code for a protein of 101 amino acids. Lineage: Eukaryota; Metazoa; Arthropoda; Insecta; Coleoptera; Cerambycidae. The record is from RefSeq and is a predicted model, not a curated record. The transcript has 6 exons.
AGAAUAACCGACAUGACAGCAGGUGAUGCCUUCGGCUGCAUCGAUCCACCAAUAUCGUAAGUAAUCUAGAUUUUUAUUUUAAACUAUUAUUUUUUAGCAUAGCGACAUUACCUUAAUAUUUUUUAUAUUUUUUAGAAUCACCGACAUCACAGCAGCCGAUGCCUUCGGCUGCGUUGAUCCAACAAUAUCAAUCACCGACAUCACAGCAGCCGAUGCCUUCGGCUGCGUUGAUCCAACAAUAUCAAUCACCGACAUCACAGCAGCCGAUGCCUUCGGCUGCGUUGAUCCAACAAUAUCAAUCACCGACAUCACAGCAGCCGAUGCCUUCGGCUGCGUUGAUCCAACAAUAUCACACGAGGGCCCGUAUAUUAGACCAUAUGAUCCAUCAGUUCCACCACCGAGGCACUUCAUUAGAAGGUUCUCGGUGGAUGGAACUCGAUAUAUAUGUUAUAUUUAAAAAGUAAAAAUAAAAAAUUAAAUUUA